AGAGUUGUCUCGCUGUGAACUAGGAUGUCGUUGUUUAUGUGACUGUCAUUUAAAAGCAGGGGAUUUAGAGACUUUGGAGACACGUGCACACGUGUUAUCCUACUUUUAGACGACCACUUUACAGUAUUAGCUCAGAGAGAAAGAAGAGGAGGAGACUGCAGGAGAGACAAAAAGGUCAGCAUCUUGCCUACUGAGUUACAUUACAGUUAGCGCUGUUGGACAAACAGAGAACACAGAACACUGUGUUGGCAGGGUUUGACUUACUUUGACUGCAUCAUUUAUAGUAUCAGUAUUCAAUUUAUAUUGAAAAGGUUGGAAGAGAAAAAUAGGCAUCAUGACACAGCAGGUCAGUGCCUCAUCAGUCCUCAAGCCCUUCUUUCUGAAGACACCUGUCAGAGUGGUUAACCCUCUGCGACAGCGACGACACACACUCCCUGCUAGCGAGUUCAGAAACCUCACGCCACAGGACGCCAUCAGUGUGUUUGAGAUUGAAAGAGAAGCAUUUGUCUCUGUGUCUGGAGAGUGUCCACUUACCCUGAAAGAAGUGCUUAACUUCCUGGGUCAGUGCCCUGAGCUGUCGCUGGGUUGGUUUGAGGAGGGACAGCUGGUAGCUUUCAUUAUUGGCUCUGGCUGGGACAAGGAGAGGCUUUCACAGGAGGCAAUGACUCAGCAUAUCCCAGACAACUCCACUGUGCACAUCCAUGUUCUGUCAGUGCACCGUCACUGUCGCCAGCAAGGCAAGGGCUCCAUCCUCUUGUGGCGCUAUUUGCAGUACCUGCGCUGUGUGCUGGGCCUUCACCGAGCUCUGCUGAUUUGCGAGGAUUUCCUGGUGCCCUUCUACCUCAAGGCCGGCUUUAAGGAGAAAGGACCAUCAGCCAUCUCCAUACCCAACAUGCAAUUCCAAGAGAUGGAGUACAUGCUCGAUGGGCAGGUGUACGCACGGCGGAACAGCGGUUGCUAGUCCAUGAGCCCCUGCCCUAUUCUACUCCACUUACUCACCUCUAACAUGGACUCAUGGCAGAUAAUGUAAGAUUAACAAAACAGAGCCAACAGAGGGACAGAUAAAGGCGCAGGGCCAGUAUGCACCAGGGGACUGAGUUCCGUAUUGGCAACAAGGUCUUAGACCUCCUAAUGUCAGCACCUUACAGUAUCCCACUGUGUGAGAACAGAAGGGACCAGAGUGGAUUCAUGCAAAAAGAGGAACCAGUGGCUUUGCAGUUAUAUUGACUUAUCAGACAUCAAAUUAUACUCUGGGUCACCAUGAGAAUCUUGGCUUUUUGAGCUUAUGUUGUUUCUCCAUAAUUGUUAUUUGUCAGAUUACUCACAAUUUACUAUUUGUAAUGUAAUCGAGGCAAUUGAUUGUAAUAUUAUAUAAAUGUAAAUAUUGAGCAUUACAGCUAGAGUUGUGAUGUAAAUACUAUUCUAUUUUUGUAAACCAUAUAAAUCAAAAGGUGUGAUGAAUUCAAGUUUGUACAUACUGAUCAUGCAGCCACUAGCAUCCAAGCGUUUUUAACUUGGAUUGUCAAUUUAAUAUUUGUAGCAGAUAUUUGCGGUUUCUUUGUUGCAUAAUUUGAAUAAACUAUAAAACAAUCUUCAA
This is a messenger RNA of Sander lucioperca (pikeperch), 1597 nucleotides long. It is a transcript of the gene aanat2, whose product is annotated as arylalkylamine N-acetyltransferase 2. The transcript is spliced from 4 exons. The coding region runs from base 335 to 961 and encodes 208 amino acids. The record is from RefSeq and is a predicted model, not a curated record. Gene Ontology annotation, cellular component: cytoplasm. Gene Ontology annotation, biological process: circadian rhythm; response to light stimulus. NCBI's taxonomy places the organism in Eukaryota, Metazoa, Chordata, Actinopteri, Perciformes, Percidae. Gene Ontology annotation, molecular function: aralkylamine N-acetyltransferase activity.